AUGAAUAAACCCAUGAAUGAACGGAUAAACAGGCUCAAGGCCCGCCAGGUCCCAUUCGCUCUGAAACUCCGCAUAGAUGAGGAAUUGGACCGGCUUGUGGAGCUAGGAGUGCUCAAGCCGGUGCCUAACACCCCCUGGAAAACCCCGAUCAUCACGCCCGUCAAGCCCAACAGCUCGCCUGGGAGUGAUGGGCAUUUCGGAGGCAUCCAGAAGUGCAGCUGGGCAUCUCCAAUUUCAUUCCUCUCUUCCCAGGAUGGCCAAGAGGAGAGGACUGUCCACGGUGUCUGCGGAAGACGUCCCCUGGCGGGCAGCCAUAACCUCCGGGUUGUGGGCGGCAGCAACGUUCUCCCCGGAACGUGGCCCUGGAUGGUCAGCUUCCAAAAAACUACUUAUAAGGGAUACUUCAGUUUUUGUGGAGGCUCCCUCAUCAGCCCUCGAUGGGUCCUCAGCGCAGCCCACUGUUUUCAGAAACCAAAGGACAUACCACACAUCACCCUGUCGAUUGGGGCCAACCGCAUCUCCAAACCCGGCCCCGAUGCUCAGAGGCGCAGGAUCAAGAGGCUGGUGAACCACAAAUUCUACGAGCAGUUCUUGAACGAUACCUACAGCAAAAUACAUAACGACAUUUCCUUGGUGGAGCUGAAUGAGCCAGUCAACUGCACAGACUAUAUCCAGCCAGCCUGCUUGCCGGACAACAGCGUCGUAGUUUCCUUGCUCAGUCACUGCUACGUCAGCGGUUUUGGAAUCAUGAAUGUGAAAACAAAAAAAAUGCCUGACAUCAUGCAGGAGGGUCCUGUUGACAUCAUCCCCAAGACGACUUGCAGCAGCCCCGACUGGUGGUACGACUAUAUCCUUGAGGAGAACAUCUGUGCUGGAAAGAUGGAAAGAGGCAUUGCUACUUGCAAGGGCGACAGUGGCGGCCCCCUCAUGUGCCGGGAGCAGAGGUCCGAACGCUACUGGGUGGUUGGAAUCACCAGCUGGGGACCGCCAUUCUGCGGAGAGGCAAAUAAGCCGGCAGUCUACACCUCCACGCAGUUCUAUCUCGACUGGAUCAGGAAGAAUACCAACGAGGACUUUUCCCUAGCUAAACACCCACCGCUAAUGGCAAAGCCCCGGCCUACGCCACGGCCGCGCCCACCACCAAGGCCACAGCCCCAACCAGAACAAAUGGCCCAAAGGACAAGUUCCCAGGAGCUUUAUAUGGUACAUGCCUCCUGGAACGAGGCCCACGGGACUGGGCACCUCGACUCCCCCCCAGCCCCCAGUCUGGGGCCUAACUGCUCCUCCAUGGUCCAUGCGGCCGGUAAGGUGGCAACCGAGGACAAGGGCCCCAGCUUGGCAUGGGCAGAUUUACAGGCCGUGGGUCACAAUUAG
Messenger RNA from Lacerta agilis (Sand lizard), 1374 nucleotides. Its product is annotated as acrosin-like. The record is from RefSeq and is a predicted model, not a curated record. Gene Ontology annotation, molecular function: serine-type endopeptidase activity. The coding region runs from base 1 to 1374 and encodes 457 amino acids. Gene Ontology annotation, biological process: proteolysis; acrosome reaction. The transcript is spliced from 8 exons. Lineage: Eukaryota; Metazoa; Chordata; Lepidosauria; Squamata; Lacertidae.